AUGAAUAUCUGGGUUGCUGCUAGCGAUGGGCUCACUGAAACCGUGGAAAAGCUACUACAACAACAGCCAGGCCUGACUGCCAACAGUAAGGAUCCAAAUGGCUAUACGGCGGUCCAUGGCGCAGCCUCGUACGGACAUGUGGACCUGUUGCGCUUACUAGUCAACAAAUAUCACGGUGAUAUCAACGUCAGGGAUAACGACGGUGAUACCCCACUGCACCAUACAGAGGACGUUGCUACUGCAAAAGUAAUCAUCGAAGAAUUGAACGCAGAUUUCCAGGCAACCAACAAUGAGGGUAAAACUCCCUUGGAUGUGUUCGAGGAAGAUCAAGAAUCUAUAGAACUGAUCCAGUAUAUGAAGGAGAAGUGCGGACUGCCCUUGAAUCAAGAUAGUUUGGGCAUUGAUGCGGAACAACUCGCUCAAUUCAAAGACAAUCUGCGGUAUACUUUAGAACAUGAGUCCGUCGAUGAUCAGGAUCCAGCAAAUAUCAAAAGAAGAGAGAAGCUGGAGCAAAUCCUUCAAAGUGAUAAUGUGGAACAAGAAUUGGAAAAUUACAUCAGGGAUUUAGUCAGAAACCAGAUAUUUGGAGCUGAACACGAUGACUCAGCAAAGAAAAGAAGGUAA
Molecule: messenger RNA, 624 nt
Organism: Eremothecium cymbalariae DBVPG#7215
Lineage: Eukaryota; Fungi; Ascomycota; Saccharomycetes; Saccharomycetales; Saccharomycetaceae
Exons: 1
Coding region: 1-624 (207 amino acids)
Molecular function (GO): protein binding
Source: RefSeq, a predicted model, not a curated record